GGCCAGGAUCCCCCAGACUCCCGGGCGCCCUGUUCUAGGCUGGAUGGCUGAGCCAGCGGCGCUAGGACCCCCAGGCUGAGCCUCGGGGAAGGGAGUCAGGGGGGCAAUACCUUACGUGGUCACCCUGUGAGCCUGCUGCCCAAAAUAGCCCCCGGCGCUGGCUGGCCUGCCUCAUGGCCGGGAGAUGGCUGCUGUCUCCGACCCUGUGGAACUGGGUGCGCCCUGGGGACCCGUGCGCUCCGAGCCCCCUCCCACCCGCUUCCACCCAGUGCACGGUGCCAACAUCCGCGUGGACCCCUCGGGGACGCGGGCCACUCGCGUGGAGAGCUUCGCCCACGGCGUGUGCUUCAGUCGCGAGCCGCUGGCCCCCGGCCAGGUAUUCCUGGUGGAGAUCGAGGAGAAAGAGCUGGGUUGGUGCGGGCACCUGCGUCUCGGCCUAACGGCUCUGGACCCCGCCAGUCUGACCAUCGUGCCCGAGUUUUCGCUGCCCGACUUGGUCAGCCUCGGCCACACCUGGGUCUUCGCCAUCACGCGUCAUCACAACCGUGUGCCCAGGGAAGGCCGCCCGGAGGCGGAGGCAGCGGCCCCCAGCCGACCUCCAGCCCUUCUGAUGGAACCGUAUUUGUGCAUUGAGCAGUAUCGCAUUCCCCGCGACCGCCUGGUGGGCCGCAGCCGGCCCGGGCUGUACAGCCACCUCUUGGACCAGCUCUAUGAACUGAACGUGCUGCCUCCGACCGCGCGCCGUAGCCGUCUGGGCGUUCUCUUCUGCCCGCGUCCAGACGGCACGGCUGACAUGCACAUUGUCAUCAACGGCGAGGACAUGGGCCCCAGCGCCCGGGGGCUACCAGCCACCCAGCCCCUCUACGCAGUGGUGGACGUCUUUGCCUCCACCAAGAGCGUGCGUCUGGUCCAGCUCGAGUACGGUUCUUUCUUUUCACAGUGCCAUCCCUGCAGACUCUGUGCCGCCUGGUGAUCCAGAGGAGCGUGGUGCACCGGUUGGCCAUUGAUGGGCUCCACCUGCCCAAAGGACUUAAGGAUUUCUGCAAGUAUGAGUGAAGGCCUGCAGCCACCCUGAAACAGGGCCAUGAGAAUGCUUCCUGGCCCUAGCACUGUGGCUGGUCUGAAGCUGGCCAUACUGCUACCAGCCAGGAUGGAAAUAAACACAGCCGAUGCUGACACUGA
Molecule: messenger RNA, 1182 nt
Organism: Camelus dromedarius (Arabian camel)
Lineage: Eukaryota; Metazoa; Chordata; Mammalia; Artiodactyla; Camelidae
Gene: NEURL2
Product: neuralized E3 ubiquitin protein ligase 2
Exons: 2
Coding region: 185-973 (262 amino acids)
Biological process (GO): intracellular signal transduction
Molecular function (GO): ubiquitin protein ligase activity
Source: RefSeq, a predicted model, not a curated record